Pestalotiopsis fici W106-1 is the source of this 1884-nucleotide messenger RNA. Its product is annotated as Phenylalanine--tRNA ligase beta subunit. Gene Ontology annotation, molecular function: phenylalanine-tRNA ligase activity; RNA binding; ATP binding. The record is from RefSeq and is a predicted model, not a curated record. Lineage: Eukaryota; Fungi; Ascomycota; Sordariomycetes; Amphisphaeriales; Sporocadaceae. The transcript has a single exon. Gene Ontology annotation, biological process: phenylalanyl-tRNA aminoacylation. Gene Ontology annotation, cellular component: cytoplasm; phenylalanine-tRNA ligase complex. Bases 1 to 1884 code for a protein of 627 amino acids.
AUGCCUACCGUCGCCGUCGACAAGUACGACCUCUUCGAGGCUCUAGGUCAAAAGUGCGCCAAUUCUCUCUCCCCUCUGAGCCCAGGAACCCCACUAAACAGGACAUCGCAUAGGUAUACGACCGAGGAAUUCGAGGAGCUUUGCUUCGAGUUCGGCAUUGAAUUGGACGAGGACACGGAAAACGAUGAUCGCCCUGUCGUCAAUGGCGUGCAGGAACCCCCUCAACUCAAGAUUGAGAUUCCCGCCAACCGCUAUGACAUGCUGUGCUUCGAGGGCAUCGCCCUCAUGCUCAACAUCUUCCGCGGAAAGCAGCCCGCGCCCAACUUCAGACUGACCGAGCCCGCCGGCGGCAACAUCGAGACUAUCACAGUCCAGGAGGACACCACCAAGGUCCGGCCACUGGUUGCUGGCGCCAUUCUGCGAAAUGUCCGUUUCACCCAAAAGUCGUACGAGUCCUUCAUUGCCCUACAAGAUAAGCUGCACCAAAAUCUUGCCCGUGGCCGUACCCUGGUGGCCAUCGGCACCCACGACCUGGACACGAUCAAGGGCCCCUUCACAUACGAGGCCCUGUCGCCAAAGGACAUUGAGUUCAUCCCUCUGAACCAGACCAAGAAGAUGAACGGCGAACAACUUAUGGAGUUCUACGAGAAGGACAGGAACUUGGGCAAAUACUUGCACAUCAUCAAGGACAAGCCCGUAUACCCCGUCAUCUACGACGCAAACAGAACCGUUUGCUCCCUACCGCCCAUCAUCAACGGCGACCACUCCAAGAUUACUCUCGACAGCAAGAACGUCUUCAUUGAAUGUACCGCAACAGACGCUACCAAGCUGGACAUUGUUCUGAACAUGAUGGUCACCAUGUUCUCUACCUACUGUGGUGAUCAGUACGCCAUUGAGCCCGUCAAGAUUGUCUCAGAGCAUAACUCCCAGACAAGAAUUACGCCAAACCUCCUGGCUCGGUCGACCGAGGUAGAGAUUGACUACCUCAACUCCUGUCUUGGUAUUCAGGAGUCGGCAGAGAACAUCUCGAAAUUGCUUGCCAAGAUGUCCUUCAGCGCCAAGCCUUCGAGCAAGGCUGGAUUUGUUGAAGUGUCCAUCCCACCCACCAGAGCCGAUAUCUUGCAGAGGUGUGAUAUCAUGGAAGACCUUGGUAUUGCCUAUGGCUUCAACAAGCUGCCGCGGAUGUCAGUCACCCGGACGGUUGGCGCGCCCCUGUCUAUCAACAAGCUUGCCGACAUUAUUCGUUUCGAGUGUGGCAUGGCAGGCUGGUCCGAAGUCAUGCCCUUGAUUCUGUGCAGCCACGAUGAGAACUUUGCCUGGCUCAACCGAAAGGACGAUAGCAAUACUGCCGUCAGGCUGGCAAACCCCAAGACCGCAGAGUAUCAGAUCGUCAGGACAUCUCUGAUACCCGGUCUCCUCAAGACCAUCAGAGAGAACAAGAAGCACAGCGUUCCCAUCAGGAUUUUCGAAACCUCUGAUGUCGUCUUCAAGGACGAGACCGUUGAGCGCAAGGCCCGCAACGAGCGUCACUUCAGUGCUGCGUGGUACGGUAAGACGAGCGGUUUCGAGGAGGUGCACGGUCUGCUUGACCGUGUGAUGCUCAUGUUGCGCCAAGGUUUCUUGACCAGAGAAGAGGGCCUCAAGAGCAGCAAGAGCCUUGACUUCCAGGUGACUGAAGACCACACCCAACGAGAUGGAUACUGGCUCGAGCCAAUUGAUGAGGACACUUUCUUCAAAGGCCGAGCUGCUGCCAUCUACCUUAGACUAGGUGGAAAGGCCUUGCGGAUAGGAGAGUUUGGUAUCCUCCACCCCUCUGUGCUGGAGAAAUUUGAUUUGAAAUACCCUGUUAGCACUGUCGAGAUCAACUUGCAAGUCUUCCUGUAA